This is a messenger RNA of Nerophis ophidion (straightnose pipefish), 2527 nucleotides long. Its product is annotated as zinc finger protein 182-like. Gene Ontology annotation, molecular function: DNA-binding transcription factor activity; RNA polymerase II cis-regulatory region sequence-specific DNA binding. Gene Ontology annotation, biological process: regulation of transcription by RNA polymerase II. Bases 325 to 1458 code for a protein of 377 amino acids. The transcript is spliced from 2 exons. NCBI's taxonomy places the organism in Eukaryota, Metazoa, Chordata, Actinopteri, Syngnathiformes, Syngnathidae. The record is from RefSeq and is a predicted model, not a curated record.
UGUAACGUCAAGUGCGCUAAAUGUCGUGAAAGCAAUUCGACGGAGAAAGAAGCGCGCAGGACGUUAAAAAGUCAGUCUUAGUAUUUGUUCUCCAGUUUGAAAUAUUUACAGCGUAUAAAAUAUACAUUUGAUUCUUUAUUUAGGGAUACAAUCGUCUCGAUGCGCUAGAAGCACUGUGCCGCUUCUCCUGCUAUCUUUGCUUGUUAGAUAGCUUAGCUCGCUAGUUAGCUUAGCUUGUUAGUUGCUAACAGAAGACACAGAAGUUAUCAACACAUCGCUAAGUAGAGAUCAAGUGUGAGAGUAAAGUGUUGUGAUUGUGUGAAAAUGUGUAAAUUACAAAUGUUGAGAGCGUUGGUGAAUCAGCGACUAACUGCUGCCGUUGAAGAAAUAUUUGUAGUGUUCGAAAGAACGAUAGCAGAAUACGAGGCGGAACUUUCUAGAACUAAAGAGGAUUACAAUCAACUACUGGACGCUGUUGUCAAGAAUCAUCAAGUUGUGAUACACAGAACCGAUGUCGAAGAAGAACAUCUUUCUCGUGAGCAGGAAGAGGAGCCACAGCCCCACCACAUUAAAGAGGAAGAAGAGGUACCACAUUACCAACACAUUAAAGAGGGAGGAGAGGAGCCACAGCCCCCUCACAUUAAAGAGGAACAUGAGACGUCACAGACCCGUAAUGUUAAACUGAUACUUCACAUUAAAGGGCAAGCGGAGGACCCACUGAUCUUACACAUCAAAAAUGAAGAGGAGGACCCACUGACCCGCCACUUUAAAGAGGAAGAGGAGGACCAAGAGAUGCCGCACAUUAAAGAGGAAGAGGGGGAACACCGCAUCAGUCAGCCUAAAUGGUUGGAGGAGUUCCCAGUGACUGGUGUCCCUGUGAAGGGUGAAGAAGAUGAGGUCAAAGGUGAAAGUGAGGAGAGGGGAGGUGGGGAGCCUCCAAGCAGCAGCUCAACACAACACAUGACAACAGAAGCUGAUGGAGACCACUGUGGAGGAUCACAAGCAGACAAGCUCUUAGCUCCACUAUCAGAUAGUGAGGACACAACGUCACACUCUCCUGACACUGAUGAUGAAGACUCUAAAGAUGAUAAGACAUGUCACACUGACGACACUCACUUGAAAUGUUCUCACUGUGACAAAACAUUUAAAUACCGUAGUUAUCUGAAAAGACACAUGAGAACACACACUGGAGAAAAACCUUUUUCUUGCUCAGUAUGUGGUAAAUGUUUUUUACUUAGUGGGAAUUUGAAAGUACACAUGAGAAUACACACUGGUGAGAAACCUUUCAAAUGUUCAUUCUGCAACAGAAGCUAUUGUGACCGAUCAAACCUUGUAGCACACAUGAGAAGACACACAGGAGAGAAAGUGUUGAGUUGCAGUGUGUGUGGUGAAAGAUUCUCUUAUAAGUACCAGUGUGAGAAACACAAGUGUGCUGGUGAGAACAGCAGCAGCAAAUGAAACUGCAGGAUUUGAAAUAAACUGUCAAGACUUUAAUUUUGACUUUCUAACAUCAUCGGCACAUACAUGUGUGACAUUGUUGUUUGUGUUUAAUAUGCUUCUACAUUUAUAGAUGAGCUAGUUUGAAAUAGGGAAGUAUUACAUAUUUGUAUUUCUAAUUGUUAAUAAUCCCAUAGAUUAGCACCUUUAUAUGAUAUACAUAUUUACUGGUUCACAUCUGAAACAUCUUCUGGACCACUUCAGGGAGCAUAUUAUUAUUUACUUUAUACAUCAUUUGAACAGUUGUCAUUUAUUAACUUUUAAAAUGUGUGACUUUAUGAAUCAUUUGUUGUCUCUCUAUAAUCCAUUUUAUUAAUGAUCUUUAUUACUCUCUUUUAUAAUAUGAUGAUUGUGUUGUGAUUGUUUUAUAUGUAUGUCCCCAGACCUUUAUGCAAUAUAAAAAGGAGAGAAAAUGGCUGAAUUGUUUGAGGAACGAUGUUUUUUUUUGUUGUUAUUUUAUCGAAGUUAUAUUCGUGGAUAAAACAAACAUUCCCAUUAUUGGGUUUGUCGUGGAAAUUUCUUAAAGACAAUCCUUUAGUGACAAAUAGCUUUAAAAUUAUUUAUUAAAGUAACUAACAAAUAAUAACAAGCUUUGCAAAGCGAGACCAAACCAGAACGACACAUCCAAUCGUUCCAGCUUGUUCUAACUCCUUUAGAAUUUGACAUGACAAUUAUACAUUCUCAGAAGUCCCACCCUCCAUGCUCAUUUACAUACAGUACACCAGUGGAAUGAAUACCCAAAGUCCUGUGAAGAUGGAGAGGGUGUCGUUUGCCCAGGAAGGGGGGGGGGGGGGGCAAUUUAGCUCUGUUGCCCACAUCUGAGGUCCUCUCCAAGGUUUCUCAUAGUCAGCAUUGUCACUGGCAUCCCACUGGAUGUGAAUUCUCCCUGCCCACUGGGAGUGAGUUUUCCUUGCCCUUUUGUGGGUUCUUCCGAGGAUGUUGUAGUCGUAAUGGUUUGUGCAUUCCUUUGAGACAUUUGUGAUUUGGGGCUGUAUAAAUAAACAUUGAUUGAUUGAUUUAUUGCAGAAAA